AGUGGUUUUGGACCACAAUGAUGUGUCUGUUAGGCUUCCCUAUUUUACGCCACUAUUAACCAGCGAUUGUCUUUAUGUUCGAUAGCGCAUCAACCCAAUUGGUUAAUGCUCAAUGCAGUGCACGCCUGCGUAGUUUUCGGAUGCUGUGAAAAAAAUGGCUUUUGGGGAAUAGUGUUGUUUGAGUGUUGUGGUAGAUUUUUAAAAUUAUCGAAAUAACACGUUCCAAAAAUAAAAAGAAAAAAUUGUGGAGACACUUUAGGAAAAAAUAAACUUUAGGAUAAAAUGUACUCCACUGCGAACUUAACAGACAAGGAGUUAAAGGACCAGGGAAACAGACUUUUUACGUUAUGGAAAUACGAGGAUGCAGUAAAUUGUUACACUAAAGCCAUCAUAAAAAAUCCAAAUGUGCCGACUUACUUCACAAACAGAGCACUUUGCCACCUCAAGACAAAAAGGUGGGAGGAAGCGUGCCAGGACUGCCGAAGAGCACUCGACAUGGAUCCAAAUUUAAUCAAAGGACAUUUUUUUCUGGGGCAAGCUUUAUUAGAAAUGGAUAAUUAUGAUGAAGCAAUAAAACAUUUACAGAGAGCAAAUGAUCUAGCUAAGGAACAGAAAUUAAAUUUUGGUGAUGACAUUUCAAGUCAGCUAAGGGCAGCCCGGAAAAAGAGGUGGACUGUACAAGAAGAAAAACGAAUUGCACAAGAGAUAGAACUACAGGAGGAAGAGCAUUGAAGAGUUUUGCUCCAGUGUAGUGGACACACUUUUGCGCCAAGCUCAAAUUUCUGAGCUCGCUGUGUAUGUCAUUCUUUCUCCGUGUGCUAUGCUCAUGAUAACUACUGUUUGGUUGAAAUAUCUGUAUAUUUUUACAAACAAAACACAUGAGAGAAAAAAUAUAUUGGCAAGUAGUUGUGUA
This is a messenger RNA of Schistocerca nitens (vagrant locust), 913 nucleotides long. RefSeq names its product E3 ubiquitin-protein ligase CHIP-like. NCBI's taxonomy places the organism in Eukaryota, Metazoa, Arthropoda, Insecta, Orthoptera, Acrididae. Gene Ontology annotation, molecular function: protein-folding chaperone binding; ubiquitin protein ligase activity. Gene Ontology annotation, biological process: proteasome-mediated ubiquitin-dependent protein catabolic process; cellular response to misfolded protein; protein polyubiquitination. The transcript is spliced from 4 exons. The record is from RefSeq and is a predicted model, not a curated record. Bases 283 to 732 code for a protein of 149 amino acids. Gene Ontology annotation, cellular component: cytoplasm; Z disc.